This is a messenger RNA of Seminavis robusta, 4374 nucleotides long. Lineage: Eukaryota; Bacillariophyta; Bacillariophyceae; Naviculales; Naviculaceae. The record is from the annotation of a GenBank genome assembly.
ACACCACCAGAAUGGAAGCUUUAGCCGUCUCGUCGGAAUUAAACCGCAUGAGACUCCUAGCUAGCUAGUAGCCACCCUCGUUCCAGAAUUGCGUACCAUCAUGAGAGAAUUCAUCUCAUUAUUCGACAGAAAGUCACCUUCCUGCCAUCCGCUCCCUUGCCUUGCCAAGAGAUCGAGUGAACUGAACUUGCCGACCCUCUGAUUGAUUCGAUCUACGAUGAACGUAAAACGAAAGGAUCCAUUCCAGCCAUCGUCGGAGCUUGGACUGAACUCCAACAACAACAUGAAUGCUAGUACAGUAGACACAACCAAAGGUGACGAAGACAAAUCUAGUAUGUCAAAUAAUCACAACGACAAAAAGAGAUCCUUUGCAACCCUAUCCGACGAACGCGACGAAAAACAAGGCACUGAAUCCACAUCAUCUUUGGCGGCGCUUUCCAUUGAUCGGAAACAGACAAGAGCUCCUCCCCCAAGUCCCAUCCAGCGAGACUCGAACGAAACUCGAUUGGCGGCUUUAGCAGAAGCACCCAACAAGGCAUGGUGGGGCGAAGGACGAUUUCACUUGACGGAACCGGUCAAGACGGAAGCCGCAAUUAAUGGAUCAACACCAAAGAAAGGCUCUCGUGAGAUCAAGUAUCGUAGUUCACCCGCUACUAGUCAGAGGAGUCAGCAAGGCACUCAUGGCGAGUCCUCUUCCUUCCUUUUGUUUGGAAAUUCUUUCGAUACUCUCAGCGAGUCCGGUGAAUAUCAUGUUCAUUCAGAUAACUUUGGGGGGCAUGCGUCUCCUCGUUUUGGCCGUCUUGCCGGUCACAGCAAUCCAGGGACUCCGCGGGUGGAGAUUGCCUUGCCCGAGUUACGCCACUCCCACAGCGAGUCGGAUGCCUCGCUGGGCGAUGUUUCUCCAAUCAAAGUUGCCAGGGGCCAAGCACCAAGCAGUGGGACUCCUCCAGGAGCCACCGAUUCCUUUCAUCUUAACCUUGCCAACUCGGGCCAAUACCCUACUCGACACUACCCUCCUCGGGGUCACGGUUGGUAUGGAGGUACGAAGGCCAGUUUCCACCCAGCAGGAAUUCAACCAGCACCUCCACAGUUUGCGAGUGGGUACGCUUGGAGUCAUGGCCAUCCGCAACACCCUGGUUUUCCGCCAGAAGGUGAAAGCCAUGUGUCCAACCCUUUGUAUGUGAUUCGUUCGUGCCAGAAGGCGUUUGUCGGGUUCACCUACCUUCUCCCUUGCCUGAGGGAAACGAUGAUAUCUGUCAAUCUCAACCGAUAUGGCCACAUUCGACGCUACGAAGGAAAUCCCGAGAAACUGGAUGCUGGUUCCAUGGAGCUUGUGAUUGCAACGCGUCGGGUUGAAACGGCCAUUUGUGUUUUCGGAGGGAGUCUAAAUCCUCGGAAGUCGUCGCAGACUAGUUCCAUCUUUCGCUUGAGAGAGACUGGGUCUGCGACCCGCCAGUACGAACAAGAACUGCCUCAGAGGUACCAAGUGACGGAAAGCCGAAUUUCUUGGGACGUGGAGGCAAAUCCCCCCGUUGAACCGGCUCGAACUCCAACGAAAGAUGAAGGACUCUACACCGCCAAGGGAAGCAACGGUGCGACCAAGGGUUCCCCUCACGUUAUUGUCGUCGACGAUACUCCCGGUGGAAAGCGUGAGGGAUCUCGUCAGUCCUCUAGUCCCACUCCUUCCGCCGAUGAAAGUGACAAGAAGCAAAAGUACAGGUGCAAGCUUUGCGGCCAACCAAAGCAAAACCACAACUGCUCUUUUCGCCAAUCGCUACAACGAAGUAUUGGCGUCCAGGUUUACUCAGCCGUGAAUGCAUACACAGCUAGUGAGCCCGGCGCGGUGGCCCCCAACCUAUCAAAGAUGAAUAACUUUGUGUCAUACGAUUCGUCGGGUGGGAUCCCGAGUCACAUUGCCUCGUCUCCACCAGACGCCAGGUAUUCGGGCAUGGAUUCUGACAACAACGCAGAGCGUCACCCCAGCACUGUCACUCCACAAACUAUCCGGGAUGGUAGUGGUGGUGUUGAGGUUCAUUCUCCCCAGUCAUCCUUGUCCACUCAUAGCCAGGAAAUGUCACCCCAGGUUGCUUCAGCUUCGAGAUCUGGUCCUGGCUCUGACACCCUGGCUCCUCCAGGCAACGGGCACUAUCAUGUUCACUUUUCUCAUCCUGGAUCAGGACCUGGGGAUAAGAAACGUUCUCGGAUUGCAGAUCGACCGUAUCACCACACCUGCUUUGCUCCGUCGGUUGCCCUGAAGCCCGAACAUUACAGGGCAGUGACACCCUAUCGUAGCGAAGACAAUUCAAGAAUGGCUCCGGGGUCUUAUCAGUACGCCCGCGUACCGGUGACAUUUGCCGAACGCAAGCGCUUGAGUGAUACUUUGUUUUUCUUUUCCAAGGAGAUUCCCAGUAUGACUCGAGACUGCGGUGCCAUUCUCCGCGAGGCUCGUGAAAAAGGCGAGUGGGACCAAGCAGUUGCUGAGCUGCUAACGCAGGUCGUUGUGGGGCUCUAUUGCGGAGAAGGCGAUUCCCACUUGGAUGGUCUUCAGCAGUAUCUCUUGACCCUAGGAGUGUCAUGUUGAGGUGCUACGGUAGGGAUUGCAGGCCCCAUGAAAGCGAAACCUUGAGUAAGCAGAAGUAUAGCAUGUGUUAAGCUAUUGCAUUCCAUCACACUUCCAAAGCUAGCUUCAAAAUACAUGUAACUUUCGUGUUCUUUGAAUCUUUUUCUGGUUCCCAAAUUGGAAAUGUGGCUGCCUCCGAGUUCUGCUUACUUCUAAUAAUAGCCUCAAAUGUAAUCAUCACGUGCGAGGACAAGGAUGAAGUGCUGGUAAAUGAGUGUCUGAGCAGCCCAUGCAGCACGACAACGACGAGAGGUAGAAGGAAUAUUAGGUUAGGUUUGGUAGAUAGGUAGGUUAGUAGUCGCAACAACGAUGAGGAUGAUAUUACUUGUGUGAGUACAGCAGAACGAUGAUGGUAGCGUGGCUUGGCCGGUUGGGAUUAGACAUGGUCCAGGGGUAGCAGAUGACCUUUUGCGCAGGCACGGGGAACCUCCAAUAAAAGUGUGCCAAAAAGAUAAAGGAUCAUCUCCUCCGUCCUGAAACCGUGCCCUUUCCUUUCCUCCAAGAGCAACCCAUUGCACUCCAUGCCAUGUUCCUGCAUGGCAUGGCAUGACAUUCCGUUCCCCUCAUCAGUGUAUUCCUUGGGACGACCCUCCCUCAUCCGCCAAAUUUGUUCAGGAUAUUAGUCUUAAGCUUUCCACUAGGGGUCCGUCUUGAUGGUUCGGUCAUGGGUACAACGUCAUCGGCGGCACCAGAAGCAUUUGCGAAGGCGGCGCCAUUCUUCAAAUUCUCCCGCAAUCCCUUGUUGAGUUUUUCGGAGGCAUCUUGAUCCGCCAGCCCUCGUUCCAGUGCCCCUUUCGCUGCUGACUCUGUAACUUCUAAGCAUUGGGCAGCUAUUUGUUCUGGGUCGUCUUCUCCGUCAUUCCAUUGACGAUCCUGUUCAUCUAGGACAGCAUUAUAUGCGUCCCUUUUGUGCUCGAAGCGAGCCCAUGCUCCUUCUUCGGUCCUCAUUUCGAGUCCACGUGUUGUGUGUUCAUCGUUUUCGACCGUCUUGGCCUCCCCCGCAUCCAUCAUGAAAACCGUGUACUCGAAGGAUGCCUUUAUGUCGUCAUAAUCGUAGUGUGAGUACCAGAUCUGUUCGAUAUCCUCCUCGGUCAUCGUGUUGAGAUGAGGGAUCUUCUUAAUGUGCUUUUUCCCACUAAAUGUGAUGGACAUUCCUUUCUUUGUGGAACUACUGUUCUUCAGGAUACCCUUGGCAGGCCUGGCAGUGGGUGGAGGCGGAGUGGCCGGCAUUGUGAUUGUGGUGUAUGGUGCGUGAAGAUAAGGUCGCUAGCUAGCAGCGUCUCGUCUCGUCGUGUGUGGUUGGUUUGGCUCGGUCGGUAGGUCGGUCAGUCAGGCAACAACAAAGCAGAUGGUUCAACACGGGCAUCUACUGCUGCUGUUUGGCUCUUGAGAGUUAAUAAUAAUUGAUUAACCGAUGCUUGUGGGUAGCAUAGAGUGCACUACUGAUCGACCUGAUCUCUCUCUCUCUCUAUUAGUAAUCUCUUGAGCGAGUCUUUUCGACCAAAUACCAAGAUAGAUGAAUGAUACGGUAGAUCGGUUACCAAUAAGCAGCAGCAGCAACAAGUUACUAAAGCUGUCACAAUGUCCGUCCCUGGAGCUGGUCGUACUCUUCGACCUUGAUGGUUUUGUUGGCAGGUAGCAAGUGGUCACUGGCACGCACGUCGCGUCAAAGAGAAAUGUCCUUUCGCAUUAGCACACUAAGGAUAAGGUUUUCGUGCUGUCGUCACUCCAAGAGUCCUGCCACAAAAUGAAAC